This is a messenger RNA of Pleurotus ostreatus (oyster mushroom), 1158 nucleotides long. RefSeq lists its product as uncharacterized. Gene Ontology annotation, biological process: plasma membrane phospholipid scrambling. Gene Ontology annotation, molecular function: phospholipid scramblase activity. The record is from RefSeq and is a predicted model, not a curated record. Gene Ontology annotation, cellular component: plasma membrane. NCBI's taxonomy places the organism in Eukaryota, Fungi, Basidiomycota, Agaricomycetes, Agaricales, Pleurotaceae. The coding region runs from base 1 to 1158 and encodes 385 amino acids. The transcript has 9 exons.
AUGGCCCCUAACCUCUGUCAUGUGAUCUCCCGCAUGAUCCUUGUAGGCUCCCGCUCGUUGGCAUUGCACGGCGAUGCUGCGCGCAGAAUGUUGAAGUAUAGCCAAACUCCGCAUCUAACUGGCCGUCUCCUGCAGCAUCGCAUACUCCCGUACCACCAGUGCCGGCGCUUUGCUUUCUCCCGCUUUCCCGAGCCCAAGGCGCCUGGUUCGUUUCGAAGUACGCGUCGCAGGCCGGAGUCGCAUACCCAGGCUCGAGAGCCCCCCCGCGAAGCCCACACGCCGGAAGACGAGUCCCAGCUGUGGCACACCAGUCAGCGGCCGCCUGCAAGCGAUCCCGAGGAGGGACUGCGGAGGCUCCUCGCUGAAAAUGAGACCCUGGUCAUUGAGAGGCAGAUCGAGAUGCUUAACGUCUUUGUGGGGUUUGAGCAGUCGAACAAAUACAGCAUCAGCAAUGAGCGUGGUGUGCCGUUGGGCUAUAUCGCUGAGGAACCAGGGGGGUUCCUCAAGACGUUCUCGAGGCAGCUCUUGGCGACACAUAGACCAUUCCGUGCCCUGGUGAUGGAUCUGGAGGGUUCCCCGAUCUUAUGGGUCAGACGCCCGUUCGCCUGGAUCAACUCGCGGAUGUACGCCCAGCGGCUCAAGAAGUUCCACGAAUACACACCAGACGGUGAGCCCAUUCUGGACACAUUUGCGGAGGUGCAGCAGCGCUGGCAUCCGUGGCGUCGGCGCUACGAUCUCUUCCUCCGACAAAGCCACCGCCGGAUCCUCUCCACCACCUCCGACCCCCAGCCGGAACCGAGCCCCGCCGUGUUCAGCCAGGCAUUCCAAGUCGACGAGGGGUUCCUGGCGUGGAAUUUCAAACUGCUAGACGGGCGUGCCGAACAGGUCGCACACAUACAACGCGCCUUCCGUGGCUUGGGCCGAGAGCUAUUUACUGAUACUGGCCAGUACAUCGUUCGCUUUGGGCCUAGUCCGGAGACGUCAGAAGAAAUAGACGGAACACCACCGAGGCCGACUAUCCUUCGGAAUCUCACUGUCGACGAGCGAGCGCUCAUUUUAGCUCUGGCUAUUAAUAUAGACUGUGAUUACUUUUCGAGGCAUUCUGGAAAUCAUGGUGGUCUCUUUGGCUUUACGCACGUCGGUGGGAGCUGGGAGUAG